AUGCACAUCCAUUCAAUUACACGGUUACUGCAAAACGAAAAGAUGAAGUCCAGCCAUUCCCAAAAGGGUGCCGAAUCUAAAGGCACUCAAGCACAGAAUCAAACCAGGUCAGAAGCUCUCACCUCCGACCUCGAGCUUACUGAUGACUCCCCAGAGGAGGUCUAUCCGGAAGGCGGCAUGGCUGCAUAUUUGGUUGUUUUUGGAAGUUUCUGUGCCAUCAUGGGCGGCCUAGGCCUCAUGAACAGCAUUGGCAUCUACCAAUCUUGGAUUUCCACCCACCAACUUCAUGACGUCGAUGAAGGAAAGCUUGCCUGGAUAUUCGGCCUCUUCAAUUUCAUGGUCUUCUUCUGUGGCAUACAGAUUGGCCCUGUUUUCGAUGUUCACGGGCCAACAUGGCUUAUGGCUGUAAGCAUUGUGCUGCAUGCGGCAGUCUUUGUCUCCAUUGGGUUCUGCGAGGAGUACUGGCACUUCCUUGUUGUGAUAGGUCUUGUUGCGGGUUCGGCGACAUCCAUCAUAUUUGUCGUGCCUGUUGCGACAGUGGGACAGUACUUUCAAGCCAAGCGCGGAGCAGCAACUGGUCUGGCCAUGGCUGGAGGCAGUCUUGGAGGCGUCAUUUUCCCCCUCAUAUUCGACAACUUGAGCGAGAGAAUCGGGUUUGCGUGGGCAACUCGUUCAAUCGGGCUAAUAACUAUUGUUCUCUUGAUGGUUGGCUGCCUUCUUGUACGUUCGCGUGUAUCUUUCCGCGAUACCCUGCCAUUGAACAAAAGUAUCUUGCCAGACUUUCGCAUCUUACUACAACACAAUGUGCUCUUGAUGACCAUAGGAGUCUUUUUCAUCGAGUGGGGAUUCUUCAUUGGAUUGGAGUAUGUUGCAUCAUACUCCCUUGCUCACGGCAUUGGCAAGAGGCUGUCAUAUCUCAUGAUUGUGUUUCUCAAUGCCGGUUCCGUUCCAGGCAGGUGGUUGCCUGGAUUAGUCGCCGACAGACUCGGACGGAUGAACACCAUGAUCGCGACAAAUGUAAUUUGCAUUAUCGCCAUCCUGGGCAUAUGGUUACCGGCCAGUGGCAAUGUUGCAGCCGUCAUAGUCUUCUGUGUUGCCUUUGGCUUUGCAAGUGGAAGCAACAUCAGCCUGGUACCUGUUUGCGUGGGCGAAUAUUGUUCCACUCAAGAUUAUGGGCGAUAUUAUUCCACUGUGUACACUGUUGUUAGUCUUGGGGCAUUGGCUGGUGUGCCGAUAGCUGGAGCAAUUCUUGAGAAAUCGCACGGUUCCUAUUCUGGGCUAAUAAUCUUCGCCGGGGUCUCGUAUGUUGCCGGAACUGCUUGCUUCGUUGGGCUCGUUGUCUUGCACCGAUAG
Molecule: messenger RNA, 1353 nt
Organism: Colletotrichum siamense
Lineage: Eukaryota; Fungi; Ascomycota; Sordariomycetes; Glomerellales; Glomerellaceae
Gene: MCH5-4
Product: Riboflavin transporter MCH5
Exons: 3
Coding region: 1-1353 (450 amino acids)
Biological process (GO): transmembrane transport
Cellular component (GO): fungal-type vacuole membrane
Molecular function (GO): transmembrane transporter activity
Source: RefSeq, a predicted model, not a curated record